Molecule: messenger RNA, 4282 nt
Organism: Seriola dumerili (greater amberjack)
Lineage: Eukaryota; Metazoa; Chordata; Actinopteri; Carangiformes; Carangidae
Gene: cdcp1b
Product: CUB domain-containing protein 1-like
Exons: 13
Coding region: 7-3630 (1207 amino acids)
Source: RefSeq, a predicted model, not a curated record
GUGAAGAUGCGGCUCUGUGAGACCUGCGCGCUCCUGGGACUUUUAUUUUUAUCAAUCUUCGAGGCAUCAGAAUGCCUACAGACGGUGAUCCGACCAGACAAAGGCUCCAUGGUAACGGUGUCCUCCAAGCUGGAUCAAUGUGCUGUGUGUACAGUCAGCGGGGUGAAUGACACACAGACUUCCUGCCACUCACCUAUCACUUUGAUACCUGAAGUGGAUAACAAGCUUCUGUUCAACUGCUCUCAGCCGAUUGAACAAUCAUAUGCUGUUACAGUAACUCGGACUAUUGAAUGUACGAAGGACGCCUGCAGCCCUACAACAGCAGAAACUCAACCCUCCAUCCUCACAGAGUUCACCAGAACCUUCACCUGGGAGCUGAAAGCACCAGAGAAGACUGUCGUGAGUCUGGACAUCCUUGGGGACGGACUGAUGAAGACAUCACAACCAUGCCCCAAUGGAUUUCAGUAUUCAGUGGUCACCUCCGAAACAAACAGCAAGGGUCAGACUCAGUACUGUCAAGGCGGUUCUCUGACUCGUUUAGACCUGCCCAAUCAAGCUGCUGUGUCUCUGCAAGUGAAACCAAAGGCUCAGGUGGAAUCUGUGUUGUUUCAGGUCUCCGCUGGACCAUUAAAGGGCCGAACAAUGGUUUUAACUGUUGAUUCCAGCACGACUGUGGUCUUUACCCGGGAUCCUAAGGGACCAGAGUGUGAAGUCUGCACCGUUGAUGGCUCCACUCCGAACUGUAACCCAACAGAAAAGAGACUGAGCAAUGCUGAAAAACACUCACUGGAGUUCAGCUGUCCAAAACCUCAGGACAUGUACAGUGUGAAGAUAAAGAAGAAGAUAGAAUGCACCAAGAACUCCUGCACUCCUGCGGCAGGGGAAAUCGAUCCCAACCCCUUGAACGACUUCAAAAGAUCCCUAACAUGGGACAUUAGUGUCCCAGAGAGGACUGUAUUGACUUUGGACUUCCCUGGUAAUGGACUGAAGGAGAUUUCUGGAACAGAAAACUGUCAAGAUGGUUAUCAGUACUCAGUGAGUACAACUAAAAGUGACGGAAACAUCAAAACUAACAGCUACUGCAAAGGCGGGACAGUGUCUCAUCUGAAUCUGCUUGGAAUGACGACUGUGACUAUUGAAGUGCCCAAAGAAGGAGAACUAGAUCAGACGGUAUUCAGUGUCAAAGCAGCACCAAGAGGUAGCAGAACCAUGUCUGUGACCCCUGACCCCAACACCAUGAUUGUCAUCAGCAGAAUGUUAGAUGAGCCAGACUGUAGUGUGUGCAUGAACAAGGCUCCAAAACAGAUAUGCAACCCAAGACAUCUAAGAAUCACUGAUCAUGGCAAUACCUCAGUAGAGUUUACCUGUCCUCGACCUCAGGAUAUUUUCAAUGUGGAGAUCAACAGAGAAAUUGACUGCACGGAGACCUCAUGCUCUGGUAACAUUGUUCAGGCCGAGUCCUCACUGUUCCCAGACUUCAACCGGACCUUCACCUGGGACCUGAAAGUUGUCUCCACUCGGGCUUUUCAAUUGGACUUCCAAGAAACAGGAAUGCGACAGAUUCCCAAUGAGGAGACCUGUCCAGAUGAGCACACAUACUCUCUUGUUACCUAUCUGCGCACUGGGCCAGCAACCAUUGGUACCUUUUGCAAAGGGGGAACUGUGACCACCAUCCUGGCACGAUACAAAGGCCGUGUGUCUCUGCGGGUGCCUGGGGACGUGAAGCUGAACCCUGUUGACUUCAAACUCAAUGUUGGGCCUGAGACCAGCAUGGUGGCCAUUGUGAAAGUCAAUCUAUCACGAGGUGUAUCAGACACAGACUUCAUCACGGCCAACUAUCCCAGAGAUUUCCCUGAUAACCAGCAGAUGCAGUGGGACUUCAUGGUGCCCGGCAUGCACAACUACACCAUGCAUUUUCGUGAUCACACAGCCCCAGAGUGCCUCAGCAGUGAAGUGGAGGUGGAGUACAAGAAAGAGAACAAGAAGGUGACCAAACUGACUCUGACAGAUCCUCAGCCGGAGCAUCAGCAGGGCAACUUCAACAUGGUGCUCAAGAACUGUGAAACCAACAGGACGAUACAGGGACUCACCUUGAAAUACAGAGUUUCUGUAAUGAGGAGUGGGCAUCCAGUUCUGUGUACGGUGGAUCUAACCAAACAGCAAGGAGUGUCCCUGCAGAUAGAGAAAGUGGGUUCUGAUCCAUAUUGUGAGAUGAGCAUUAACUCCAAGGUGGAGAAGAAGAUAAACAUAGCUGCGGGCACAAAGGCCAACCUCUCCUUCCUCGACUGUCCAAAUGAAGAUGUGCGCCUGACAGCCACCGAAGUCAUUGGUUGCCAAAAUGUGGCAUCAUGCCCUUCGACUCUCCUCACUGUGCCAAAACUGGAUUCCUGUCUACCGAUGUCACUCCACAGCUUCACGUGGCACCUCAACAUCCCUCAGGACGGCACAGUGGACCUGGUGUCGCCCACGGGGAGUCUCCAGCAAUCCAUCCCUGGCCAGAAAUGUGAUCAGUCUGUCUCAUUGCAUGUGUCAGAGGAGGAUGGGUUUACUGUUGGUGAUUUCUGCUUUAAUGGAACCAUCCAGAAAGUUCAGGUGCACGCCAACGUCUCCAUCACAGCUACAGCCCAGAACUUUACCAGGACCAGGGGGCCUUUUCUCAAUGCCAGCUUCAGUCAGGAGAUCCCAGAGACCAUUAUUUACAGAGUCAACCCUGGGAUAUUGUCUCCAACCCUGCUGGCCACCCCCAACUGGCCCCAGGGCAUGAAACCUUCCUCCACCAUGUCCUGGAUUGUCACCGUGCCGAGCCACUACCAGGCACAUGUGCAGUUUGUCAACGUCAGCCAACCCAAAUGCCUCGAGCGGCACACUGCCAUCAUAGUGAAGAUGCUGGGGUAUGAGGAGGAACUCAUGAGCCGCCGGGAGGACGAGCAGGCGGAGGACAAGUUAUUGAUCCCGCAGAGUUUCUAUCUCAACAUGUCCAACUGUAUACCAGAGGAGGGACACUUUGGUGCAGUGACCAAAAUCGUUCUGCAGAGGAAGACCAAUGUCUUAGCCAUCAUCCUCGGGAUAGUAGGAGCUCUUUUGCUAAUGCUGAUAGUGCUGGCUGUGGUAUGCAUCAUCACGAAGAAAAAGAAAAAGGAAAGAACGAAUAAGGAGGCCUCCAUCUACAUUGGAAAAGGGAGUUUCUUCCGCCCAGGUGACAAGCACUUCACCAAAACCCGACCUGACAACAACUCCCACGUCUACGACUCCAUAGAUGAAAUGAUGGUGUACGGACAUCUGCUGGGUGAAACCAGCUACGCCGACAGCAUGCAGGACCACUUCACAGGGAUGCAGGCGGACUCUUAUAACACAUUUACAGGCCCCACUGACGGACAGCUGCCUGUUAUCAAAGAACCGGACCCAGAGCCCAAGAUUGACCAGUACAAGACGUUCCUGGACCCCUCUGAGACUUUCAUCCCAUCCCGUCCGCGGACUCCCAUCGACCGGCAGGACAGCCUCGGCUUUCAGGACCGCAGGAUGGUGGACAAUGAACUGUACACGUUCAAGAGCACAGGGGACAUAAACACAAUCCGGCUCUCUGGAGCCGACAUGGAGCCACAGCCGCCGAUAACAGAGGAGUCCUUGUAGUGCAUUAGGACUUCAGCUGCAUGAUGGACUGCUGCUACUCUACUCUCAUUACAGCACCAAGUAUUAUCUGGUCUGUACUGACGUGAACUUUGUGCCUCGAUCACACUCAGUGAUUAACUUUUAAUGUGGGUGUUCGUCAUCUUUGUCAGAACUUCAGCUUCAAGAGUAGAAGUGUUGAUCCUCUUUUUUAAAGGAAUAAUUUGACAUUUUGGGAGAUAGAUUGCUGUCUACAGAAUAUAGUAGAUAUGAAGCUACUGCCAGCAGCUGGUUAGCUUAGCUAAGCAUAAAGGCUGGAAAUGGGUAAAAUGUUAGCCUGGUUCUGUUUAAACACCACCACCUACCAGCACCUCUAAAGCUUAUUAAUUAAAUUAGUUAUAUAUUGUGUUUGUUUGUAAUCCAUGCAGUGACUUCCUGAAGUCCGCACAAACAUGAAGAUGAUAUUGAUCUUCAUGUCUAAUAAAAUCAAGAAUACAUAUUUCCCAAAAUGUCGAUCUAUUCCUUUAAUGUUUGAUAUGUUUAGUUUUAUUAAAUUUCAGUCCAUGUGACAUGGAUUCAGGAGCAGGGACUAUGGAAAAAGAUGUGCAAGUACCUCUGGUGUUUGUUUUUAAAAGUGUUUGUUAGAUUGUUUUAUAGUUUUUUUUUUUUCUUUAAA